This is a messenger RNA of Condylostylus longicornis, 957 nucleotides long. RefSeq lists its product as uncharacterized. The transcript has a single exon. NCBI's taxonomy places the organism in Eukaryota, Metazoa, Arthropoda, Insecta, Diptera, Dolichopodidae. Bases 1 to 957 code for a protein of 318 amino acids. The record is from RefSeq and is a predicted model, not a curated record.
AUGUUAUGGGGUGGUCAGGUCAAAGUUAUUUUUACAGAUGUUAGUAAGACCUUCGAUACUAUUCCUCAUCAGGUUAUACUGAGAAAGUUGGUUGGCGUGGGUUUUUCUCUUUGUAGUUUGAUGUGGGUCUACUCCUAUUUGUCUUGCAGAUUUUAUCGGGUUUCUUUCCGUUCUGCUCUGUCUGAUGUGUACUGUGCCGGGUUGGAUAGUCUUUGGGACUGGUGUAGAGUCAGUGGCUUAGAACUUAACAUAGGUAAGUGUCGUGUCAUGAGCUUCUCGCGUAAGAGGGAGUCUUCUAUUGUCCGCCAUGACUAUUACCUUGGUGGGGUGGUAUUGUGGAGGGUGAGUACCUUUUGUGAUCUUGGGGUUAUGCUUGAUCGAAGGCUGGAUUUUGGUGCUCAUUUGAAUAUGAUCCUUGGUACGGCUAACUCGAAGCUGGGUUUCGUAAUGAGGUGGGCUAGAGAGUUUAUUGAUCCAUAUGUUGCGAGCAUUUGUAUCUGUCCUUUAAUAGGCCAAUUCUCUAAUAUGCUUGUCAGGUUUGGGCACCUUUUCGUGUUGUGGAUGUUUCUCGAAUUGAAUCUGUUCAGAAGAUUCUUGCGUUUUGCUUUGAGGAGUUUGGGCUGGUCUGAUCCUUUUAGGUUUCCGCCGUAUGAGGCUAGGUUGAUGUUGAUUGAUUUGCAGUCCUUGGGGGCACGAAGUGUUGUUGCUGACAUAGUGCUUAUCCAUCAGCUCGUGUCAGAGGCUAUUGUGGCUUCUUCUUUGUUGAGGCAGGUUUCUAUUAGGGAUAACGUAAGAAAUCUUAAGUCUGUAGAGUUGUACAAUGUUCGCUCUCACUCUACUGAUUAUAGUAGGAAUGAGCCGGUUACUAGAAUGUUGCGUUCUGUUAAUUCUAAUUCUUUGGUAUUUGAUCCUGCUAUUAGUAAGGGUACUCUUAAAUCUAAACUUUGGUUAAUUUAG